GUGUUUUUAAUGGAGGUACAGGUGAUCCAACCCAGGACCUCAUGCAUGCUAAGCACACACUCUACCACUGAGCUAUACCCUUCCCCUCACCUCCUGCCUUCUUUUAAUGUAAAAACCCUGAGGCCUGAGAGGGGUCCUGAUGCUUCCCUCCAGAGUAGAGGGGUCUUAGCCUGGGUGUGUCCUUCCCCAACCUGACUGCCUGGGAAGCCUUGUCCUUUGGGAGGACUUCUCCUUGGAGAGGAGUGGGGAGGUUUCUCAAUAUCCAUCCGGGUCUAAUAGAGACCAAACCCCAGACCUGAUUCCUGGACAAUGACUUCCCUGCAGCGGUGUCCAGCCAGAGGCCAAGAUGUCCUCAGUGGGGAAGGUGACCCAGAUUCCCUGUGGGAAAGUCUACCAGCAGAUCUUUGAGGCAGAGGUGCGGCUGGUCUGUUCCCUGGCAGCCACCAGGAAACGGGCUGUGGAGCGGUCCAUGACCCCAAAGGAUGGCAGGAAGCCCUUGAUGAAGAAAACGGAUAUUUAUGAAGGAGAGAUGAUAUCUCCUCGGCAGCGGAAAUGGAUGCACAGCCUACCCAAUGAUUGGGUCACCGAAAACCCUGUUCUCUACAGAGAAAAGGAAACAGCCAAGAAAGAAAAAGCACGAGAGAGUGAGAACACCAUUGCUGCCCGAGAAGUGCGGGGCCUCACAGACACCAUUGUUCCCGAGAGGAUCAGCACCGUCACCCUUCAAGGGCGAGAAGACUACAAGAGAAAGGGCUAUGAAAGUGCGCUGGGGAGCUUUAAGGAGGAGAUCGCUCAGAUUGGGAUGGAAAUGGAACCUCUCAUUUUGGAGCCAGGAGUGCUUUUUUUAAAGAAGCUGGCUGACUCUGAUGAAGACAUCAACUGUCUCUUCAAAAAGGUGGAAAACGACAGCAACCUUGAAGACUACACCAUCCAGACCCUGUUGGAGCUGUGGAAUCAGGUGGCCGAGAAGUUCCGGCUCCAGAAGCAGGAGAUUAAGGAGCUGGACGAGACGCUGCACUCUCUUGAGUUCUCCCGGGCAGAUAAACUAAAAAGCGUGUUGAAGAAAUAUGUGGAAAUCAUAGAGAAAACUUCCUACCUCAUGCAGCCCGACGUGUACAGGCUGAUAAAUAAAGAAGCCAUGGUCAUAAACCACGCCCUGCUGGGCAACCGGAGGGCCCUCGCCCAGCUGUUUGUCAACCUGAUGGAGGCUGCGCUGCAGCAGGAGCUCGACAGCCACCGGCGCUGGCAGAGCCUGGUCGAUUCCUGGAAGGCCCUAAAGAAGGAGGACCUGGUCCGGGGUUUCAGUGAGUUCAUGGCCAGUGAGAGGAUCCAGGCUCCUCCAGCUGUGAAGAAGGAACUGGAGAGCAUGCUAAAGAACCAGAGCACCCUGCAGCAGAAGCGGCUGGAACAUCUCUGCACCAUCUGUGACCUCCUGCCCCCCAAUUACAGCAAAGCUCAGCUAAUGGAAUGGCGUUCUUCUCUCAACUCCCUGAAUAAGCACCUCGAUGCCUACCACGUAGACUGCAUGAUGCAGAUCCGCUUGCAGUACGAGAAGACCUGGCAGGAGUGCCUGGCCCAAGUGCAGAAGUGUAAGCAGCAGCUGCUGGACUGGAAAGCCUUCACUGAGGAGGAGGCCGAGGGCCUGGUGAGCCUGUCCUUCUUCCAGAUGGUGGGAAGUCUCCAGAGCAAGGUGGAGGAGGAGCUGGAGGUCUUGGACAAAUCCUUUGAGGCCGUGGCAAAGAAGGCAGAGUGGCAGAGCUCAAAUCUCUUCAGCUACUUCCAGGAGGCUGUGCAGCUGUGGGAGGCACAUCAGGGCAUGCUGUUGAUGCAGGAGCUGGAGCUCGAGAAGCGGAUGGAUCAGCAGAGGCGGAAGCACAGCCAGGAGAACCAGGCCCAGGAGGCUCACCUCGACAAGCUCUUGGACCAGCUGAGGCAGCAAAGCAAUGAGAAUACCCUGAAGUUUCACCUGGAAAAGGCCAAAGAUCUUCUGAAGAAUAUGAAAUACAGGUAUGAGAGUUUCCAUGGCCUCCUGAUGAAGGAAGUGAUGGAGUACCCAGCGGUCAUACUGAAGGAACUCAACUCCUACAGCUCCGCCCUCAGCCAACACUUCUGCGUCCGUGAGAUCUUUGAACAGAACUUGAAUGGGGAAGUCUUUUUCCAAUUGAGGGAACCAGAACCACAUGCAAAGGACUUCCAGGAGAGAAUGAGAAAACUGAGGAGAAAACAGAGAGCUAAAGCAGCCAGGAGCAAAGGUGAGGAGAGCGUAAGUAGGGGGACGAGUUCCCUGAGGCCAGCAGAAGAGACAGAAGAAGAAGAUCAAGAAACUGAGUCCUCCACAACUCAAGACGCGGUAGUGAGACCACAGGAAAAGUCUGUCCUGAGUGAAGAGUUGGAGGAAUCCAGGGAGGACUCUAUUCUAGGAUUAGAAGAAAUGCAAGUUGAAAAAGACAGCUCCUUAAAACCAGCCCUGAGCCAGGAAAAUGUGAUGGUUCAAGAAGAAGAGAAAGAGGAGGAAGAGGAGCAAGAGGAGCAAGAGAAGAAGGAAAAGGUGGAGGAGAGAGAGGAGGAGGUGAAUGAAGAGGAAGAGGAGCACGAGAAGGAGAAGGAGGAGGAAGAAGAAGAGGAGGAAAAGGAAGACCACGAAAGUUCACCUGUGGAUGAGGUCAAAGCCCAGGAAGAGAGUCUACAGGACAUGGAGUCCUUCACAACCUCCAGUGGGAAUACUUACUUUGUCUUCCUACCCCUGGAACAAGAAGACAGUAGCAAGAGACCCCAUUCCACCCUUUCUGCCAUUCUCUUCAGUGACGCUUCCAGUGCCGAGGCCCUAGGACAAGCAGUCAUUCCGCCCAGACUAGUUUUAGAAAUUAAGAAACAGCUUCGAACUGGCUUCUUUGAACACUUAGAAAAGUGGUUUGACCAAUGUGCUGUCAACACCCGUGUCAUCGUGGCCACCAAGAUUGAUGAGCUGGAUUCAGAACUGGAGCUGCGUUUGCACCUGCACCAGCCAAGAGCCCAGCAGAUUGAAAAGGACAUCCACAACGUCAGAGCAGCUGAGCUCUUGCUUCAUCAAGAGCGACUGGACACCCACUGUGCGGGAGUGAUGGAGAUGCUGAGGAAGGAGACGGUGAUGUUCUGCCAGUUCCAAGAAGAGCAGAACACGAGGAGCAAAAACUUCCGCCGCAAGAUUCAUGACAUGGAGCACAUCUUCUUGAACGCCACAAAGAGCCAGAAGCUUAUCUCACUCAGCAGCACCCUGCACCGGGAGCUGCUCAGCUACGUUGACGUCAUCCAGUUGUCCCUGCGCAGCUUCCGCCAGUAUCUGGAGGAGAGCCUGGGCAAGCUUCGCUUCAGCAACAUUGAGUUUAUCAAGCACUGCAGGUUGUUUUCAGAGGGAGGCAACUUUUCUUCUGAGGAAAUCAACUCACUGUGUCAUCGACUGGAGAAGGAAGCUGCCCGGAUAGAGUUUGUUGAAAGUUUAAUCAUGAUCAACAUGGAGAAGAUGGAGAGCGAAUACCUGGACCAGGCUAAUGAGGUCAUCAGCAAGUUUGAAAGUAAAUUCCACAACCUGACUGUGGACCUUAUUUUCAUAGAGAAAAUCCAGCGGUUGCUGACCAAUCUGCAAGUGAACAUCAAGUGUGAGGUGGCAAAAUCUAACUUGCAAACAGAUGGAUUAAAUUCUUCUCUGGAACAGCUUCAAAGCAAGAUUCAAACAUGCCGAAUCUCAAAGGGAGAUAAAACAAUGGUAAUCACAGAAGACCUCCUUGGCCUUGUUGGAACUUGGAAGGAAAAACUGAGCCAGCGGAUUCAGUACCUCAACUGCAAGCUGGACCUGGUGUCCAUGACUCAGAUGGUCUUUACUGACAUCUUGACCAACCUAGAGGUAGAGAGUGACAUCCUGGUGUCUUCAGAAGCCCAUGAAGAAGAGGCCAAGGUUGAUGUGGUCAACCCCGAGUCCUUCACCCAGCCAAGCCGCAUGGGGAAGUCCAUGAUUGAGGACCCAGCUGUGGAGGUGGUCAAGAGAAUCCUACAAUUUCCUGACUCAAGAUGUUUAACCCAGCAUUGUGACAAAGAUCGGUCCCAGACAGCCUUGAGGAGACACCGGAACUGGGGAGAAUGCUCCGUGAAGAAGGACGUGUCCAUCGCCAGUGCUGUGUCAGCAGCAAGCGUCUCACGGUACUCCAAGCCCAACCGACUGGACAGAAAGUACCAGGUGCUCGGGGACAAGCCACCUCCUCCGGCUGAGGAUUUUAAAGGCAUCAUCCUGAGCCUCCUCUGGGAGAGCAACGAGCACCUGCUGAACGUCGUGGAGGACUUUUACCGCAAAGAGAAGCGCCCAGUUGCCAGGCCUGACUUCAUGUUCGAUACUUUCGACCAGUGCGCAGAGAACAUUGGCAGGAAGAUCCUGGAGUACCACAGCCAGGCAGAGGAGUACCACAACUCCUGUCUCAUAGAAUUACGGGCCCAGAUGAGAAGAUUUGAGGAGCUGCUGCCCCAGGUGUGUUGGCAGGUGAUGGAGAAUUUCAAGGAGCACCACUGGAAAAAAUAUUGUGCCUCCACCGAAGAGAUCCGGGGACAGUUCCACAAGUAUCAAGAACAGCUGGAGAAAAGGAAGGAUGAAAAUGCCCAGAAGCUCCAUCCAAAUCUUGGACACCCCGCACAUUUCCAAGAAAUGAAGUCUCUAUGUCAAGUGGAAGAGAAGAGGCAGAAAGAGUUGGACACUUUGAUUGCAGCGACCAAGGAGAAGCUGGAGGAAUUCACCAGGAGGUACGGCCGACUUUUCGUAGCCAGCUUGGCCACCUUCACCGAGAAGUUCCUGCUGCAGCUGGAUGAGGUGGUCACCAUUGACGAUGUCAAGGCUGCAAAGAUGGACCCCCCCAAACAGAAAACAUCGAUCCUAAUACGGAGGAAGCUCGCUGGGCUCUCCCUGGAGGAAAAGAGUGAGAAGCCCCUGAUUGAACGGGGGAGCAGGAAAUGGCCGGGAAUCAAACCCACUGAAGUCACUAUCCAAAACAAGAUUCUCCUCAAGAAAACAUCAUCGAUCACGACCACCAAAACCACGCUGGGCCACCUGGCGUCCGUGGAAGCCCGAGAUGCUGUCUACCUGAAAUAUUUAGCAUUAUUUGAAGAGGAGCUGAAGAAGAUCGAAGAUGACAACACAUUGCAGGUGAGGGAGGCUCAGUGUUGGAAGGACAGCUGGAAGCACUCCGUGCGCACCAUCCAUGGCCUGUACUUGUGACACCCUCAACCCUCCCCAAAUAAAGGCUUAUUUUGUGUGGA
This is a messenger RNA of Vicugna pacos (alpaca), 5277 nucleotides long. RefSeq names its product coiled-coil domain containing 180 (gene CCDC180). The record is from RefSeq and is a predicted model, not a curated record. Lineage: Eukaryota; Metazoa; Chordata; Mammalia; Artiodactyla; Camelidae.